AAGCCCGUUCCGGCUCGAGCCAACCGGGACCACACCCCCGGCGUGCACUCUCUCCGUCAGUUAUUGAAUUAAGCUUAUCAUUUGAUUUUGAGGAGACCCACCAGUCGGUCGUCGUCGGGCUCUCUUAAGCGGGCCGAAAAACUUCCUUCUAUCCGCGGCUAUAAUCGCAAUAAUUUGAUAUCGCUGAUCCGAUUACGCGUCAUAAGCCGCUAUCGGGCUGCCGACCGCGUCCCUUAGCUUCUCUCAUCCGCGGCCGGAGAGAAUUGCUGCCCCGUCGCGGGAUCCAGCCCUGGGACGAUUAACCCGAACGAUUACCCGAGAUUCCGAGGAAGAAACACGCUGCAGUAGCAGCAGCUGACUGAACGGGUCGCCGGAGGAACGCGUCGUCGCGGCCACGGCCCGUCGGGCCCCCCGCGGCUGAUCCGAUCAACAUGUGCGAUUGAACGAGCCGAUGAAACCCCGUGAAACGUGUCCCGGUGUCGUCGAAGUUGGUCCUCGUCUAAUCGAUCUCGAGCGGUGUGUUUCAGUGGAUAGAAAAUCGAAGUUCGACUCGACGUGUCGUCCGGGAACCACAAUGAAGAGAAGAUAAGAAGCUCUCGCGGUGUCAUCGUCGAGCUACCUGCGCCGGGCCGUGAGGAACACUUUUUAAGACAUGGAUUAUUCCUACUUGAACCAGGCGGCGGCUGCUGCAGCGGCCGGCUUCGAGGCUUCCAGCUGUGCCCUCGCAGCUAGUGAGAUGCAGUGUGGUUACGGGGACCUGAGCUCGUGCUCGCAGAUGAGCCAAGCCGCGUAUCGGUACACGGCGGCGAGGGCCGCGGGUUAUCCGGGGAACGCGGGAACCGCGAGUACCGGAAGCACCACGCCGCUGGGGGCCCAUCACACCACCCACUCUCAUGCCCACGCGCAUCAUGGGGCCCACGCGACACCCUGCUCCGUGAUGGCCGCUAGAUCUCAAGAGGUCCAUCGGCACGCCGCUUCCAUCUUCCCGUCGGCCAUCAAUCUCCAAAGUGGAUUAGGAUACAAGGCAUAUUCGGGGCACGACGGCCUGGCGGAGAAAAGGAAACAACGUCGGAUACGAACAACCUUCACGUCGGCUCAGCUGAAGGAGUUGGAGCGUGCCUUCCAGGAGACUCACUACCCGGACAUCUACACCAGAGAGGAAAUCGCUAUGAAGAUCGACUUGACGGAAGCUCGGGUCCAGGUCUGGUUUCAGAACAGACGCGCGAAAUUCCGGAAGCAGGAGAGGCUGGCCCAACAGAAGUCGACGUCUCAAAGCGGGAUCGGGGUGGACAGCGGUGCUUCAAGUCCGGUGACGGCAGGCAACGUGAAAGCGGAAGGACGUUCGCCGAGAAGUCCAGCGACGCCGCCGGGUGGAUCCAACAGCGUGAUGUCUACGAACGAGGUGAAACCGAACGCGAACCCGAACCUGGUCAGCGUGAAGCACAGCAGUGGCGGCGACGCGUCUGCGGAGGUGAACGCGCCGAAUACCCGAGGAAGCAACGGCGGCGGUGGGACCUGGGGUUCCUGUAGCCCCAGGCCCUUUUCCGCCGCGCUACCGCCGUACUUGCUGGACCCCCUGCCGCUGAAGACAGCCAACCUCUACUAAGAAACCGCCGCCCCAACCCCUUUGGACACUCGUGUAAAUAGAAAUGCGCCGAAACCGGAUGUUCAGGUUUUAUACUUUUUUUAUUCAUUUCUUUAGAUUUAUUUUAUCUUUGUUUAAUAGCUGAUUGAUUUUAUCACUUGAUUUGAACGUUUCGUUCAUGUUUUAUCGUUUCUGAAUUUCUUGACUGAAGUUCUUUUUCUGUUUUCGCUUCCUGGAAGCUAGAUUAUUUUUACCUUCGAUUAUACUUGUGUUGGUGGUUAGUGUGAGUGUUUCCGAAAGAAACUGAUAACAAUUGGAAGUGGUAGUGAUACCGAUAUCUACGUACCGUCCUGCAGAUCCUCAUUGAAUAAGCACACGAAUGGGUAGUCGAUAAACACAGCACGCGAAGUUUAAAGGAACGUGGCCGUAACCGUCUUAAUCCGGAAUGAUUUCGUGUUUAAAGAUAAGUUGAUAACAGGUGUAGAAAAGAUGGAAGAGUCACCGUGGCGACGAUUGGUCUUGAGUUUAGCGUGGGAGAAGUGGACAGUGUUUCGCUAUGCACUUUUGUCCGAGUGAUAUUACGCGAAUGGUUUGACGAGGGAAUAUCGAUGACACCUGUACAGUUGUUGCUAUAAAUAUAGAGAAGAUUAGUGUUUUACACCGUAAACUAUAUCACACUUAUCCAUCGA
Messenger RNA from Ceratina calcarata, 2274 nucleotides. Its product is annotated as paired mesoderm homeobox protein 2B. The record is from RefSeq and is a predicted model, not a curated record. Gene Ontology annotation, molecular function: RNA polymerase II transcription regulatory region sequence-specific DNA binding; DNA-binding transcription factor activity, RNA polymerase II-specific. The transcript has 3 exons. The coding region runs from base 653 to 1606 and encodes 317 amino acids. NCBI's taxonomy places the organism in Eukaryota, Metazoa, Arthropoda, Insecta, Hymenoptera, Apidae. Gene Ontology annotation, biological process: regulation of transcription by RNA polymerase II.